Molecule: messenger RNA, 2201 nt
Organism: Neltuma alba
Lineage: Eukaryota; Viridiplantae; Streptophyta; Magnoliopsida; Fabales; Fabaceae
Product: NAC domain-containing protein 17
Exons: 5
Coding region: 163-1845 (560 amino acids)
Biological process (GO): regulation of DNA-templated transcription
Molecular function (GO): DNA binding
Source: RefSeq, a predicted model, not a curated record
UCUUUCUUCCGCACUCUCUCUGUUUUCUCCUCUGGGAUUUUUCUCUCGGAUCAUGUAGUUUUUGAUUUGCUGCUUGUUGAUUCGAAUUUUGGAUCACAGGAGUGGUUUUUGUUCGUGGGAAACCUUGAAUUUCGUUUUUUAAUUCCUGGGAUUGAGUCGAAAAUGACGGUGGCGUCGGAUUCUUCUCCAGAGUCUUUCAGCCAGAUGAUGGCUUCCAUGCCGGGGUUUCGAUUCCAUCCUACCGAUGAGGAACUAGUUAUGUACUAUCUGAAGAGGAAGAUGUGUAGGAGGAGGCUGAAGCUGGAUGUAAUUCGUGAAACUGAUGUCUACAAAUGGGAUCCUGAGGAAUUGCCAGGGCAGUCAGUGCUGAAAACUGGAGAGAGGCAAUGGUUCUUUUUCAGCCCUAGAGACAGAAAGUAUCCUAAUAGUGGUAGGACUAACCGAGGAACAAGACAUGGGUACUGGAAAGCAACAGGGAAGGAUCGUAACAUUACCUACAAUUCUCGGGCAGUUGGGGUGAAAAAGACUUUGGUUUUCUAUAGAGGUAGAGCACCACAUGGUGAGCGAACUGAUUGGGUUAUGCAUGAGUACACAUUGGAGGAAGAAGAACUUGCAAGAUGCCAGAAUUGUAAGGACUAUUAUGCACUUUACAAGGUGUUCAAGAAAAGCGGACCUGGUCCUAAAAAUGGUGAACAGUAUGGUGCACCAUUUGUAGAAGAAGAAUGGGUAGAUGAUGACUUCGUAGAUUUUAAUGUUAACUCAGCCGGCAAGGAGGUUCCAAUUUCACAAGUUGAUAAGGGUACUACUGUUGAUACUGUGACUGGUAAUGGUCAAGUGCAGCCUUUGUUUGAUGAUGAACUGGAUGAGAUCUUGAAGAAAAUGAUGGAUGAGCAGGUCCCCGAUCUGCCCUCGCUGUGUCCUGCCUUACCUCAGGUCGCUGCUGAAGAAACGCAGAGUGUGGUGGUGGAUCAAAUUUCUAAUGAGGCAGCAUUUGCUGAGCCAAUCCAUCUGUUUCAUUCAAGCGGUCACUACUAUGACCCUACCCAAUCAACUACAUCUCAUUUGCAUGUUUCUGAAGCACCUGAAGUCACUUCUGCUGCCAGCGUUCAAGUAGAGGAGCCUCUCUUUCAUGAGGAUGACUUCUUGGAAAUGAAUGAUCUCAUUGAUCCUGAACCAGUAUUGCCAAAAAUAGAAAAUCCUGUGGAGAACUUGGAGUUUGAAGAUGGAUUAAGUGCACUUGACUUGUACCAUGAUGCAGAGAUGUUUCUUCGCGACAUGGGGCAUAUUGACCAGGAAACUAUUUCACAUCCUUAUAUGAAUACUUUUGAGAGUAAUGUUGUGAAUCAGCAUUAUCAGUCUCUGCCCCUAGGAGACAAUGCGGAUCAAAGUGGUGAACUCUGGAUGCGUCAUGAAAGGCCUAUGAUGAGUCCAGCAGAACAUGCAAAUGAUGUUUCUUUCGCUUCAUCAACCUCAGGUGUGGGUUAUGAAUCUGCCAGCUUGCCUGCUGAAGGUAAUCAUAAUCAAAGUAGCAGUGUGAGACAAGCUCCUACAAGUAGAUUGUCUUCUGCUCUCUGGGCCUUCCUUGAGUCAAUACCUACCACUCCUGCAUCAGCGGCUGAAAAUGCAAAUCGGGCUCUUGAGCGGGUGUCUAGCUUUAGUAGGGUGAGAGAUAAUAUGAAGCAGGCAAGCACAGCUACCGCCGCAGCUGCUAAUGAAACUGCGAUUGUGAAGAGAGCAGGUAAAGGAAGGGGAAUCUUCUGGUUCUUGCCGGUUCUUAUUGCUUUAUGUGCUUUUUUAUGGGCUUCUAUGGGGACAUUGAGGCUACCUGGGAGAUCCAUCCCUUGACAUCUGAAUCCCUAGUUUUGCUGCUACGUGUCAUAUGGGAUUCCCCUGAUUCAAUGAACAAACAUAUAUUGUUCUAACAUAUUUUAAUAAUUAAAAAAAAAAGAAUUUACCUUCUGUUUCUUUCUUUGUUUUUUUUUUUUUUGUUGUGAAUAUUGAACUGGAGAAGGAGGUUCUUUAUAGUCUGAAUGAGUGUUAAGAUGAAAGAAGGGCAUCUAAGGAGAUGAAUACUGGGUGACUGCAGCAUCACACAAAUAUUACUUAUUUGUCUCAAUUAUUAAGCUUAUUUAGGGUUAGCUUGAAAGAACUGAGUCCCUUUAUUUGUUCAUUUAUUUUAUUAUAUAUUUAUUUCUUUGUUU